Molecule: messenger RNA, 6045 nt
Organism: Oncorhynchus mykiss (rainbow trout)
Lineage: Eukaryota; Metazoa; Chordata; Actinopteri; Salmoniformes; Salmonidae
Source: RefSeq, a predicted model, not a curated record
AUGAAACAACUGAAUAUGGAAUCCCACCUGAGUAUCAAAAGCAACAGACCCCAUUGUCCACCAAGGAUACCAAAGAUAGCUUCAAAUGGAUUCAAAGCGCCAACCAUUUCAGCUCCACCAAACGGACCCACUGUGCCAAUGAUCUCAGCACAACCACCUCCAAACACUGUGCUAACGCCAAUGAUUUCAGCACAACCACCUCCAAACACUGUGCUAACGCCAAUGAUUUCAGCACAACCACCUCCAAACACUGUGCUAACGCCAAUGAUCUCAGCACAACCACCUCCAAACACUGUGCUAACGCCAAUGAUUUCAGCACAACCACCUCCAAACACUGUGCUAACGCCAAUGAUUUCAUCACCUCAAUCUCCAUUGACCCCUAGAUACCCAGACUCUCCUAUAAUUGGCUUACGUAAAGUUCUGGCACCAUUGAUAGAGCAUAAAAAGACCCCUACAUCCCAAAAAACUAAAACACGGUCAACAUAUUACGGACUGACUCCGGCUGAGUAUGUUGCCUAUGGUGGGAUCCGGACAUACUACGGUCCUUCUGGACCUAAAGCUAACAAAUCAACACCAUCACCACCCACAGCACAGACUAAUGGAUUACCAAAUGGGCCUCGUCCUCCUUUCAUCUCUAAACCUGAAACAUCCCCCGUAGGAUCAAACACACCCAGCAGAGAACAACAGAAACCUACCUUGCAAGGGCUGCAUUCUACUGUUCCGGCACCUUCACUUUCAACACCUUUAGCUGCAACUGGCUGUUCUCAGACGCCGACGGAUAAGGCAGCCAUAUUUAAACCCAAUACAUCAGAUGUUAACAAAUCCGAAGCACCUGCUUAUGCAAUACAACCUGAUAUAACACCCGUUGUGGACAUAACAAAACCUGAACUUCUAUUGGCCCUCGGACAGUUAACUCUUCCACCAGCCACCAGUGAAGUCCCCACACCAAUGGCCUCUCAUUCUGAGGUUCCAAGACGGGCACAUAAAGCAGGUGUGGUACACACAACCAGACCAGCUCCAUUUCAGCUAAAUGAAACUCCUUCAUUCCCGAUGGGUAGGAAUGUUGUGUCAAAGUCGCUGUUUCCUUUCAGCAUUCCAAAUGCUGAAGUUUCACAAAAUUCAACUGUAGCAAAUAUUCCCCGACACAGUGGAAAGUCAGAGGCAGAUCCCACAGUCAUGCAUCUUUCUAUCAAGGCUAAUAUUAGCACAGACACUAAACUACCCAGAAAACCUGUCAUAGGAGUCCCCAACAACCCUGAUAUCGGAAGCCAACUCCCCAGCCAACCUACCACAGCAACUAUACUACCAGGCAAGCCUACCAUAGACACCAAACUACCUAGCAAGCCUAGUGUGCCAACCAUAAGAACUCAACUCUCUCAUACACCUACUAUUGAAACAUCUACCAUUGAAACAGGAACCCAAGUCCUCACCAAACCUACUAUAGAAAACCAACAUUCAUGCACACCUAUCACUGGAACUAAACUUCCUAGCCCACCUACCAAAAUAGCACAACUUCCCAGCCCACCUAUCAUAGUAGCCCAACUUCCCAGCCCACCUAUCAUAGUAGCCCAACUUCCCAGCUCACCUAUCAUAGCAGCUCAACUUCCCAGCCCACCUAGCAUAGUAGCCCAACUCUCUAGCACGCCUAGCAUAGAAGCCCAACUCCCCAACGAGCAUUUAAUAGAACCUGUACAACCUGGCAAGUCUACUCCAGAAAAUAUUCUGCCCAGUAUCAUGCAGUACCAUGCAAACCGUACUAGGAAGCAUUUUGUAGAAACCAACUCCCACAAAGCAAUUGAAUGCAGACAAUCUACAAAAUCUACCAUUGAUGAAAAACCUUCCACCAAGUCCACUACUGAAACGAGAUUCACAGCCAGCUCUGCGAACGAAGGUAAACAAUUUACAAACCCUAUUGUAGCAAAUGGAGCUUGGCUGAAACCAUCCCUAGAGCCUACACGUACUAACUCAACUAUCAUAAGUGCACAGCCAUCCACAGAAAUUAGAUCCCCAAUAAGCCCUACUUUACAAGCUAAGCAUUUUACAAAGCCUGUUAACAACAAUAGUUCCUCUCCAAAACAUGUCCCACAUACUAACAGGCCUAUAAUAAUUGUACAACCUCCCACACCUCCCAUAAUAGAGGCCGUACCUCCCUCAACCCCUGCUUUAGAAACUAAACCCUUUACAAAAUAUGUUGCAGAAGCUAAAGCCUCACCAAAAUCCCUUGAACCUGUCUGGGCUAAUAUAACUACCAUAAAUGAACAACCUUCAACAAAACCUACCGCAGACUCUUUUAGCCCUACUAUUGAAGCUAAACCCUUUAUGGAGCCCGUCGUAGAAGCUAGCGCCUCCCCAAAACCGGUCUCAGUGCUUCCUAACAAAGCUACCAUAAAAGUCCUACCUUCUACACCGCCACGUAGACAUAACAGACCAUGGUCAACAACACCUAUGGAACCUAAAGCUGUUACAGAACCUAACCAUGCAACAAAUAAGCCUACCGUAAAUGUACAACCUUCGACAACACCUACUAGAGAAACUAGACCCUGCUUCAGCCCUACUGUUGAAGCUAUACCCAUUAUACAGCACAAUAUGGAAACCAGAGUCUUUGCUAAAUCACCCCCAGAGCCUAAAGCAGCUAACAUGCCUACUGUAUAUGUACAACCUUCAACAAAACCUACUAGAGAAACUAGACCCUGCUUCAGCCCUACUGUUGAAGCUAUACCCAUUAUACAGCACAAUAUGGAAACCAGAGUCUUUGCUAAAUCAUCCCCAGAGCCUAAACCAGCUAACAAGCCUACCGUAUAUGUACCACCUUCAACAGAACCUACUAGAGAAACUAGACCCUGCUUCAGCCCUACUGUUGAAGCUAUACCCAUUAUACAGCACAAUAUGGAAACCAGAGUCUUUGCUAAAUCACCCCCAGAGCCUAAACCAGCUAACAUGCCUACUGUAUAUGUACCACCUUCCCCAAAGCCCAUAGAAAUAGAAACCACCUUAAGCCCUUUUAUUGAAGGUAAACCCUUUCCACAGAAUAAUAUGGAAACUAGAGACUUCACAAAACCUGCACCAGAACCUAAACCAGCUAACAAGCCUACCAUACAUGUACAACCUUCAACAACACCUACUAUAGAAAGUAGAUCCUGCUUCAGCCCUACUGUUGAAGCUAGACCUGCUGCAAAGGUUAUGGCAUCAAGAAGUUGCUUUAGUCCCACUAGACCUUGGUUAAACCCUUCUACUGAAGCUAAACCCUUGACGAAGCAUGACAUUGAAGCUAUUGCCUCCCUAAAACCGACACCAGAGCCUAAAUCGACUAACACCACUUCCACAAAGCCUGCUAUAGAACGUAUAUCGUCCCCAACCCCAACCGCUGCCGUAGACACUGUGAUAAAACUACCUGCCGUUACCAAAGUGAUUGACUGUUCCAAUCCUGCCUCUCUGCCUCAGGCCUCAGCCUCUGUAAAAUCCCUGCCCACAAACAGAGGAAUGUCAUCGCCAUCUCAGCCAAAGACUGGACAGACAGAGACAGACACAAUGGAAGAUGUGGAAGCCAAUGCAUCAGGUGCACAGGGGAAAGCAGCCAGACGUCAAGAGACACCCUGUACGAAGCCUACGAUAUCAACUGCAUCUUCGACUGUUGACAAUGUAGACAAAGUAGACAAGCCCCAAGCUCCAACAGCUAAACCUAGCCUUGCUAACGCUGCACUGAAUGCAAUGAAACCUAAAAGUAUGAAGACCAUGUUCAGUGGCUGGUCGCGCCUCAAAAAACACAUGGUCGUUGAACCAGAGGAACCUCAGUUCCCGGAGCCAGAGCCCGAAUCUGUCAGCAGGGAUGGCGCCAUCUACAGUAAGAACACUGACCAGGCCAAAUCCAGUCAAGCUUCUUCAGCAAAAGUCAAAGACCACUCUGAGAAGGGCAAAGAAGUGCUGAAGGAGACAGAGGCGCCCAGAGCAAUGAAGAUGUGGGACGCCAUGCUCUUCCACAUGUUCUCUACCAAGGAAGCAAUCAUGCAGCAGAUCAAAGCUAGCAAAGCUCCCGACGGUUCCGACAAGAAGAAAGACCAGAGAGAGCAGACCAAUAAGACACGGAAAGUCAAUCAGCAGAAAGAGAACGAGAUGGAGGUCGUCCCCUCUUUUGCCAGUCGCUUGCCGCUCCUCCUCUACAGUCCGCGCUUUGAUGCCAGAAAGAUUAAAGAGGCUGCAGAGAAGCCGCUGGUGAAGAUGUCAGCUGUGUUCCAGAGGGGGCUGAUUAACCGCAAAAAUCAGGACGGGGAAGGGAAGGACUUUAAUAAAACUGCCAGGGGAUUCGGUUCCUCAAGAACAACUGAUGUCUGACUUUGAACUCCACACACACCAGAACAUUGCUGCUCGAUCUUCUCAUUAAGUAGAUGAAUAAACCUCAAUAGAUUGAUUUCAGUUAUCAUAUAGCUAGAGAUCUGUAUGUUAAAUAAGCUUCUGAUCAAGGGCUGCAGUGCAGUAGGCUAUGCCAGGAUAUUUACUUCAAUAUGGUGUUUAAACUACGAUUUUUAACUAUGAUCAUGAGCUUUUAAGACAAUGAUGUUGGAUGCAUGCAGACGGCUCAUUACAUCUUUCUUGCGCCAUAGAACGAUGUUGUAUUUUUUUUAAGCAUUGCUUGUGUCUUAGUCUUAGAGUGUUCACCCUGGGUGAGGUUAGGAGUAGAGUGUCUGAUGACAGUGUGUAAUAAAUAGGGCUUGUACAUUCCUGGAUUGAUGCAACGGAAGGGCAUUGGAUGACAGAGCAGUGUAGCUGUGAGAGAGGUGGAGCCUAGCUAGAGGUGGAGCCUAGCUAGAUGUGGAGCCCAGCUAGAGGUGGAGCCUAAUUAGAGGUGGAGCCUAGCUAGAGGUAGAGCAUUAUUAGAGGCUGGGCCUAGUUAGAGGUGGAGCCUAGCUAGAGGCGGAGCCUAGCUAGAUGUGGAGGCUAGCUAGAUGUGGAGCCUAGCUAGAGGUGGAGCCUAGCUAGAGGUGGAGCCUAGCUAGAGGUGGAGCCUAGCUAGAGGUGGAGCCUAGCUAGAGGCGGAGCCUAGCUAGAGGUGGAGCCUAGCUAAUAGGGGUAUAUACACCAGACUCGAGGGAGAACUCUAACUUUGAACUUAACACCAUAAAAUGUGACUGCAUGCAACGUUUUUAAAGUCAGUGGAAGUUUUCCCUCUGGUGUUUAUAACUCUAUAGUGGAGCUAUGGGAGGGGCACAGCUACAAAAGUUGGACAUACAGGGGGAGAAGGUGUGGCUUCAAUAGAAGGCAGCAGAAGGAUACGUAGGCCCGACUGGAAAUGACAACACAAAAACAGUUGGUUUGAAAAGCACUUUCAGUUUGCAGGUUGGUUGAAAAUAUAUUUAAAUAGCAAACUAAAUGUAUUAAUGUCAUGUCAAAUGUCCCGUAGGAGGAGGGAGACAGUUUUUAGAUAUGUUGGAGAUUCUCUGAGCAGAAGAAAGGGCAGAGAAAAAACAGAUGGACAUGUAUCCUUAUGGGACGUGAUGAUAGGACAUGGAUCCUUAUGGGACAUGAUGAUAGGACAUGGAUUGCUUUGUGAUGAAUGUCUUCAAUGGUGCAGAAUGGAUAAGAAUGAAGGAAUGUAAGAUAAAGGUGCUUCAUGCAAUAAACUACAGAAGGGUCAUCGUGAUACAGGAAGCUGUGUAAUAAACUACAGAAGGGUCUUUGUGAUACAGGAAGCUGUGUAAUUAACUACAGAAGGGUCAUCGUGAUACAGGAAGUUGUGUAAUAAACUACAGAAGGGUCUUCGUGAUACAGGAAGUUGUGUAAUAAACUACAGAAGGGUCUUCGUGAUACAGGAAGCUGUGUAAUAAACUACAGAAGGGUCAUCGUGAUACAGCAAGCUGUGUAAUAAACUACAGAAGGGUCUUGGUGAUACAGGAAGCUGUGUAAUAAACUACAGAAGGGUCAUCGUGAUACAGGAAGCUGUGUAAUAAACUACAGAAGGGUCAUCGUGAUACAGGAAGCUGUGUAAUAAACUACAGAAGGGUCAUUGUGAUACAGGAAGUUGUGUAAUAAACUACAGAAGGGUCAUCGUGA